CUCCCCCCUAUGUCAUAUAAAGCGGAUUGGUUGGACCUCUGCGUUGGCAGUUAUUCACGUUUAGCUCUCGAACGCACGUUUGUUACAAAACUACAAUGAAGGCAGCUACUUUGUUUGUUUUUGCUCUGGUGAUUGUGGCAGUAUCCUGCCGUCCCGACAAGCCUGACCUGAAGCAAGUCAAGGCCGAGGCAGCUCGCAAGAAGGCCUGCAUGCACGAUUGCACCUCCGUGGCAUUAGACCCCAUCUGCGCCGGCAAGCAAGGAGAGAAGCCCAAGUCUUUCGGCAAUGAAUGCGUCAUGAACAACUACAACUGUGAACACCAUGACACUCUUCACAAGAUCAGCAAAGGCGAGUGUGCCGGCUCAGACGGAAUCCGCCUCUCUUAACUCAAGUACAUUACAAAUUUACAAAGAGCUCUCUGAAUAUUGAAGGCUAUUGAUUUAUUUUAAGAAAAAUAAAUUGUUCUUCGCUUAUUAACUAAUAUCAAAGAAGCUGUGAUUAGAGAUUUAGCUUGGUAUCCUCAAAUACUGUUAAGAGUGUUGAUAUUUUAUAUUUUGAUUAUUUUAUGUGUAUUAAAUGAUGUAAGUUAACAGUUAA
Molecule: messenger RNA, 597 nt
Organism: Helicoverpa zea (corn earworm)
Lineage: Eukaryota; Metazoa; Arthropoda; Insecta; Lepidoptera; Noctuidae
Exons: 3
Coding region: 96-386 (96 amino acids)
Molecular function (GO): protein binding
Source: RefSeq, a predicted model, not a curated record